AUGAGUGAUCCCCUCUCGAUCGCAGCUGGGAUCGCCGGAUUCCUCUCGCUUGGGGUUAAAGUGACGCAAAGCCUGCUGGAUUUUUAUUCGGCUUACAAAAGCCAAGACGCUGAUAUCGCAAAAAUCACUCAAAACAUGGAGAUUAUUCAAAGCACAUUUCGAUCCCUGGCAAGUGCAAUUCAACAAAGACAAUCUCAGCCUAACGCAGAAGAGCUGCUCCAAGAAGUUGAAAAGGCCACGCAGAGAUGCCAUUUGAUAAUCGAAGAGCUCCAGGCCGCAUGCCAGAAGUUCCAUACCGAAUCGGUUACCCGCUUGAAAUGUCGUCUUCAAGCUGCUGGACACCGCGCAACCUACCCGUUCCGCAAAAGCACAAUACUGAAGAUUGAAGAAGAUGUUGGCGCGAUACGUGAAACUCUACUGUUCGCACUCAACGUGCUACAGUUAAAAAGCCACAGCCGGGUUGAAGAUGAAGUAUCGGCAGUCAGAUCGCUUCUCGAGCGGACAAACUCAAGCCAGAUUUCAUCCACCAUUCGUGCUUGGCUUCAAGCACCCGAUGCAUCUGUUAACCAUCACGUCGUCUACGCAAAACACCAUCAAGCAACCGGACUGUGGUUUACCAAUGGUCAUCAAUUUACAAAAUGGCUAGUAGAAACAGGUUCUUUCCUCUGGCUCAAUGGGUUUGCAGGAUGUGUUGAGAUGGAAGCAACCAUAGUCUCCGCUCCUCAGAGUGUUAAACUGAGAUCGGAUGCCGAUUGGCUCCGCUGGAUUCGUUAUAUCCAAGAACAGGCUGAAACCGAUGGUAUAUGGGACCUCCUUGACCCCGAAGCCGACGAUGAAGAACGGCCUGAACCGAUUGUACGGCCCGAACGACCAGAUUGGGGAAAUCUGACGAAGGCGGAACGUACAGAGGCUAUUGAAAUAUAUAAGAUGGAAUUCCCUGAAUGGGAACGGCAGAGUAAAGCACUAGCUGCUAUCCGACGUGUGAUCAUGCAGUCAGUCGAUGCCACUGUGGCUGAACGACUAUAUAGUGUUAGCACUCUGUAUGAGCGACUGAGGUUUCUCAGAGAUCGAUUCUCGAAUGCAAACACGACAAACGAGACAUAUCGUGAGCGAUGGUCUAGAUACUCUCAAGUGCCACCAGCUAAGGGUGAGGAUAUUCGAGCAUGGGCACGCCGAUGGGAGCAAAUGAGAGAUCGCAUGCUGGCAGCAGGCCGCAGUCCGGAAGCCAAUGAGGACUUCCUAGUGGCAGUAAGGCAUCUCGUACCGAAUUGGCAUACUGGCCAAUAUCAAUUGGUUGUUCAUGAGAAGAAGAAGCUGGAUAAUGGUCAACUGGUGUCUCAAUUCCUUGACCACUAUCGUAUGCACUAUGGCAAUGCGCCGGCACCAUCACCACCGAUAGUCCCAGCCACGCUUAGUGCUGCUCUAGGCAUUCAGGUCUCAGGAAGCAGAGCGAAUAAUACCUUCUCCACUCUCCAUGACAAUGAGGAGGCCACGCCUAGUGCCGCUGCCAGUGCACCGAAUCGGAAGAAGCGAACGUUGAAAGAUAUUCCUCUUGCAGAACGAUAUUCUUCGUACUGCGGGCUGGCAACCACCGGAUCGGGAUAA
This is a messenger RNA of Penicillium manginii, 1605 nucleotides long. RefSeq lists its product as uncharacterized. NCBI's taxonomy places the organism in Eukaryota, Fungi, Ascomycota, Eurotiomycetes, Eurotiales, Aspergillaceae. Bases 1 to 1605 code for a protein of 534 amino acids. The record is from RefSeq and is a predicted model, not a curated record. The transcript has 3 exons.